AUUGCGGAGGAGGCGCGGCCACCACACAGCAUCAGCGUCUCAAACAUGGCGGGCAACCAGCUGGACUCAAUAGUCAUCUGUACGCUGUACAUAGCGUCUUUAUUUCACCCACCCGUGCAUUGUCACGGGACACAUGGGAGAACCGCUGUAGAUGAGAAGGGCAACAGGUUUCGUGACUCCAAUAUCGUCCAGGAUCAAGAACAUAUCAAGGAACACUUGCAAGAAUUGUACGAUCUGGACAAGAAAAAUAUCAGCGAAAUGUCGGCCGAAGAAUUAGAAUUCUACUACUUCAAAUUACACGACUUUAACAACGACUCCCGUCUGGACGGGCUGGAGAUCCUGACGGCCCUGUCCCACAUGAUGCCGUACGAAGACAUGCACGAGGUGAAGGCGGAGAUCCAGCAGCGGCUGAAGGAGGGGAAGGCGCCGCCCAGCCCGCAGGAGAUGCAGGCGGAGGCCCUGGGGUACUACACAGAACUGAUUGACCAAGUGCUGAAGGACGAUGACUUUAACAACGACGGUUACCUGACGUACCUGGAGUAUGUGCUGGCACGUAGGCGGGACGAAGAAAAAUAUGCAAGGCAAAAAUCAGAACAUUAGGAGGCUGGAACAACAUCACCAAACAACUACAACUACUAGUGAUAGAGAAAAUACAGUCAAACAUGUACAACCUCUUCAUAAGGGCCACCUGGACAAUUUGGAUACUUUUGUUGUCUCUUGGAUAAUUUUUUUUUACCAUUGACAUUAAAAAAUGUGUCUGAAGUGUCCACCUGCCCACAAAAACAGAUGUAAAGGCCUUCUAAAGCAGGUAGACUUGCCUGUUGAACAAGUGAGUGCAAGUUUUGAGCAGAUGUUACAUUUUAGUGGUGUAAUGUACUUUAGAGGUGUUUGCAUGUACAUAUCAUGUUUGUAGCUAUAUGUUCAUUUGAGGGAAAAUAUCUCGCAAUUUGUACACAGUAAGUUGAGAUGAAGUGAACCUUCACUCUUCUCCCAUGGUGCCUCAAAGUAGUCAAACAUGAAGAGUGGGAUAUCUAAGAUGGAUAUUUUUACAAAGAUGGGAAGCAAUUCUACCUACCAGAUUGUCUGUCAUGUUUGCAGAUAAAGAUGUAUUUUGUGCAGAUACCGGUUAUGAUCAGUAAAGCAAAAGUGUCUCACUGGACUGCGACAAAUUUUAGUAUGAAAUGCGUCGACUUUAAAAUUUGUGCCAAUUUUCCCUUGCAGCCACACUGACCUGCAAUACAUUUGAGUAUGAAGCCUAGAUGAACAAAAUGGCUACAACUAGAAUGUCUCAUUCUCAGUUUUGGUACAAGAUAACUUUAUCGGAAACCACAGUAUUGCCACUGUACUAAAAACCAAUGUGAAAUGUUAAAAGUAAUUCACUAAAGAGAUUUUCAGUGAUACGAUAGAUGUGGAUGAAGGACAUUCACUGUUGUGCGUCAAAUGCAAUUUUUUUAACUUUAAAAAAUGUGCUAUUUCCAGUGACAGCUUGACCCCAAUGCCUACCACAACUUAGUCCAGUGAGAUACCCACUUAAAUGUAGUGUUGUAGACUAUUCAUUGUAAAUGAAGCAUUGAGAGGCUAGUUUAGAACUGUUAGCUUACUUUUCAUUAGAGAAUCUGUCUUAAAUGUGUUGUUACCAAAGUCUAGAAUUGGGCACUGAUGUUAUCUUAGUUUACAUGAAGAGUAUUGUUAGUUUGUCGCACAGUCCAGUUUGGCUGUUGGAGCAUACAGUUUUGUAUUAGUUAGGCUUGCAGUGUACCAUGUUUUUUUGGAAUAUAAAUGUUCAAGCAGAGUUCUUGAAAUUGUCAUGGAUGUUAUUAUUAUUUUUUCAAUAUUUGCAGUGAACUCUUGACCGCAAACUUAAAGCCAUUGUUUCCAUUACUGUACAGUAUGUGACCAUAGCACUAACCUUAAAGACUACAUUCCCUCCCUACUGUGAAAUUAAGUCACCCCAAACUUAGAGGGAUUUACAGUAGUCGUCUAUUUUCCUGUGACAAUGGUAUAAGCAGUUCUAGAGCUAUAUCAAGCAAAAGAAUACUCUACGAGCUGCUGUGGUAUUUAUACACGGUUAUAUUUCUGCUGACCAAGUAGAAAGGCCUGUAAAUUGAGCGAGGUUAACAUUUUUCACACUAAUAGUUCCAACAGUAACAUUCCAAUGAUACAGAAUGACUCAUUUUAGAAAAGCAAAAUAUAUCAGCCAUUCAUAUAACAUCUGAAAGCCAUGUUGCUCAUCCCUAAAUGGAUCUUUCCCAAAGUACCAUGUAAGCACAAAAAUGGAGGGUAAAGUAACAUAGAUGGUAAAGAAUACAGCAGACUUCAUCUUUACCUGAAAAAAGAAUUUCAAAUGGGAAGCAAAUCACAGCAGUUGUGUAUAAAGGCACCUGGUGUACUAUAUUUUGUUACAUAGUCACACUAUGGGACUGAUGGAUGGAGUUACAGGGAAUUACUACCUACAUAAUAAUUAAAAGAAGAGAGGAGAGUUUUAAAUGUCUAACACAACAUCAACAGCAUGUAUUGUUACAGCAUGAGGACAAAAAUUCAUUCCACUCCAGCCCUUUAAGCCCCCCCCCCCC
Molecule: messenger RNA, 2573 nt
Organism: Branchiostoma floridae (Florida lancelet)
Lineage: Eukaryota; Metazoa; Chordata; Leptocardii; Amphioxiformes; Branchiostomatidae
Product: multiple coagulation factor deficiency protein 2 homolog
Exons: 4
Coding region: 46-600 (184 amino acids)
Source: RefSeq, a predicted model, not a curated record